GCCAACGUUCUGAGACUUAUGAAAUAGAAAGUGAAAGCAAAAAUAAGUCCCCCUCCAUUCAAAUCGGCAACAACGUGGCUUAAGAUUAAAUCAAUGUAAUAAAACAUUGUUCAAAUCCUAUGUGAAACAACUGGAGCCGAUAUAGUGCUAUGAAGAACUACGAGAGUUAGUCUGGAGAGCAACGUAUCUUCUAGAGAAUAGAUUUGACAUUCCACUCUUCUGCAAUGGUUAAUUCACACAGAAAACUAAUACUUAAUGUUUACAUAGGAUUUUACUGUACAGCAAUCAUCUUACCUAAAAUAUGCAUUUGUUCUCGGUUCUCCAUGCCAUCUAGUGAUCAGUUCAAUCAGGACCCUGGGGCUUUCCCAGAGGCCACCAAUGGAGAACCAUUUCCUUGGCAUGAGCUAAGGCUCCCCAACACGGUCAUUCCCCUCCACUAUGACCUUUUUGUUCACCCAAACCUCACCUCCCUGGACUUCGUUGCAUCUGAGAAGAUUGAAGUCUUAGUCAGAGAUGCCACCCAAUUUAUCGUCUUACACAGCAGAGAUCAUGAAAUCAUGAAUGCCACCCUUCAUUCAGAGGAAGAUUUGAGAUACAGGAAGCCGGGGAGACAGCUGGAUGUGUUGAGUUAUCCUGCUCACGAGCAAAUUGCUCUGCUGGUUCCAGAGAAACUUAUGGCUGACCUGAAAUACUAUGUGGCCAUUGACUUUCAGGGCAAGUUAGCUGAUGGCUUUGUAGGGUUUUAUAAAAGCACGUACAGAACUCUUGGCGGUGAAAUAAGAACAAUCGCAGUGACAGAUUUUGAGCCAACCGAGGCAAGAAUGGCAUUCCCUUGCUUUGAUGAACCGUCGUUCAAAGCCAACUUUUCAAUCAAGAUAAGAAGAGAGAGCAGACACAUCGCACUAUCCAACAUGCCAAAGGUUAAGACGAUUGAACUUGAAGGAGGCCUCUUGGAAGAUCAUUUUGAAACUACUGUAAAAAUGAGUACAUACCUUGUAGCCUACAUAGUUUGUGAUUUCAAGUCUGUGAGUGGGACAACCUCAUCAGGGGUCAAGGUGUCCAUCUAUGCAUCCCCAGACAAAUGGAGUCAAACUCAUUAUGCUUUGGAGGCAUCAUUGAAGCUACUUGAUUUUUAUGAAAGCUACUUUGAUAUCUACUAUCCACUCCCAAAACUGGAUCUAGUUGCGAUUCCUGACUUUGAAGCUGGAGCCAUGGAAAAUUGGGGCCUCAUCACAUAUAGAGAAACAUCACUGCUCUUCGAUCCAAAGACCUCUUCUGCUUUUGAUAAACUAUGGGUCACCAGAGUCAUAGCCCAUGAAUUAGCACACCAGUGGUUUGGCAACCUGGUUACAAUGGAAUGGUGGAAUGACAUUUGGCUCAAUGAGGGUUUUGCAAAGUACAUGGAACUCGUCUCUGUUAAUGCGACAUAUCCAGAGCUACAAUUUGAUGACUAUUUUCUGGAAGUGUGUUUUGAAGUCAUUAAAAGAGAUUCACUAAAUUCAUCCCAUCCUAUCUCCAAUCAAGCAAAAACCCCUACUGAAAUACAGGAAAUGUUUGACACAAUUUCCUACAACAAGGGAGCUUGUAUUUUAAAUAUGCUCAAGGAUUUCUUGAGUGAAGAGAAAUUUCAGAACAGAAUUAGCUGGUAUCUCAAAAAACUCUCAACUGGCAGUGCCCGAAUGGUAGUGCUCUUUAUUCUUGUUCUAUAGGGUUGUUUAGAAGGUGAUUUUACAUCUGGUGGAGUUUGUUAUUCUGAUUCCAAGAGGACACACAGCAUACUCACCUUUCAGGGGGAAGAUGUGGAGGUCAAAGAGAUGAUGGCUACGUGGACUCUGCAGAAAGGAAUCCCCCUCGUGGUGGUUGAACGAGAAGGACGUACGCUCAAACUGCGACAGGAGCGCUUCCUGAGCGGGGUGUUCAAAGAGGACCCUGGCUGGAGGGCCCUGCAGGAAAGGUACCUUUGGCACAUCCCAUUGACCUACACCACGAGUUCCUCUAAUGUGAUUCACAGACACAUUUUAAAAUCAAAGACAGAUAUUCUGGAUUUACCUGAAGAUACCAGCUGGGUGAAAUUCAAUGUGAACUCAAAUGGCUACUAUAUUGUUCACUAUGAGGGGCAGGGAUGGGACCAGCUCAUUCAACAGCUGAAUCAGAACCACACACUCCUCAGACCUAAGGACAGAACAAGCCUGAUCCACGAUGCAUUUCAGCUAGUAAGUGCAGGAAGGUUGACCCUAGAUAAAGCUCUCGACCUGACCCGCUAUCUCCAACAUGAAACAAGCAGCGUUGCACUCCUCAAAGGUCUGGGAUACUUAGAAUUGUUUUACCACACGAUGGACAGAAGGAACAUCUCAGAUGUCACUGAAAACCUCAAGCAUUACCUUCUCCGGUAUUUCAAGCCAGUGAUUGACACGCAAAGCUGGAGCGACGAGGGCUCCGUCUGGGACAGUAUGCUCCGCUCCACCCUGUUGAAGCUGGCCUGUGACCUGAACCAUGCUCCUUGCGUUCAGAAGGCAACUGACCUCUUCUCUCAGUGGAUGGAAUCCAGUGGGAAAUUAAAUAUCCCAACAGAUGUUUUAAAGAUUGUGUAUUCCGUGGGUGCUCAGACAACACCAGGAUGGAAUUACCUUUUGGAGCAAUAUGAACUGUCAAUGUCAGGUGCUGAAAAAAACAAAAUUCUGUAUGCAUUGUCAACCAGCAAACACCAGGAAAAGUUAAUGAAAUUAAUUGAACUAGGAAUGGAAGGAAAGAUUAUCAAGACACAAGACUUGGCAUCUCUUCUUCAUGCAAUUGCUAGAAAUCCAAAGGGACAGAAAUUAGCCUGGGAUUUUGUAAGAGAAAAUUGGACCCAUAUCCUUAAAAAAUUUGGCUUGGGCUCAUUUGAUGUGAGAAUAAUCAUCUCUGGCACAACAUCUCACUUUUCUUCCAAGGAUGAGUUACAAGAGGUGAAACUGUUCUUUGACUCUCUUAAAGCUCAAGGAUUACAUCUGGAUAUUUUUCAAACUGUUCUGGAAACCAUAUCCAAAAAUAUUAAGUGGCUGGAGAAAAAUCUUCCCACUCUAAGGACGUGGCUACUGGCUAGGACUUAAAUGGUCAGUACAAAGAGCACAUCAGAUGCACAUUACAUCUGCGUGAAAUUGGCAAAGCUCAAGUCAGAGUUCCAGAUAUUUUGUCUACGAAGCCUCAAGAAAUCAGCCAGCAUGUUCUAAGCUAUGGUCCCUUGUGGACCAGUGAAUGACAUUAAAGGUAGGGUAAGGCCGGUUCAGUAGCCUUUUUAAAAGUAAACUUUCUGAAUAAUGAAGAUAUGGGGAGAUACAGAUAUAGACAUAUAGAUAUACCUGUAAUAGUUUAGCUGCAACACAAACUACCUACAUUGCCUCACAUUGUGCCCCGCUUUUGCUGCUUUGCUGCUUUUUAAGCUUGCCUGGUAUCCUGGAGUUUACCCAACAGUUUACUUCCAGGAAAACAGCCGAUCCAUGAAGUAAAUCUUUCGUUUGCAUCCUGGUAUCUCCCACUCUCCCUGUUCUUGAACUUAGCCUGAGUAGUUUAAUUAUUACCAUUUAUGGGAAAUCUGAAUCAAAUAUAAAGGAAACAUCAGGAUAACAGAGUCUCUGUCACCAAAUCUCAGAUUAUUAGAAACGAGAUGUCAGAGUUUAUCCAGGAGGCCAGGAGGGCCUCUUGGCUUGAGCCUCAUAUUCACAAAGAGCCUCAGGAUAACCUUUGGAGGUCUUCUCCAAAGGAAGUAAAAUCUAUAGUCACAGAGAUACAGGAGAGAAAGACUAUACCACACCACUUUAAUCCAUACACUGUUGCAUUUUUUAUAAAUCUUUUGAAAGUUGCAGAAUUAGAUUAUAUUGUAUAUAUUUGGGUUAAAUAGUGGUUUAAUGUAAAUAUUUAAAUGCAUCAUAUUUUUGUAACCCAAUUUUGGUAUUUCUUCAUGUUUUAAGGGAACCUCUUGAUCUCUGAAAUGCUUUUCUAAAUGCUUCUCUUAAUUGUUUGAAUAAGAUAUUUGGAA
Myotis davidii is the source of this 4015-nucleotide messenger RNA. It is a transcript of the gene ERAP2, whose product is annotated as endoplasmic reticulum aminopeptidase 2. Lineage: Eukaryota; Metazoa; Chordata; Mammalia; Chiroptera; Vespertilionidae. The record is from RefSeq and is a predicted model, not a curated record. Gene Ontology annotation, biological process: peptide catabolic process; proteolysis. Gene Ontology annotation, cellular component: cytoplasm. The transcript is spliced from 20 exons. Gene Ontology annotation, molecular function: metalloaminopeptidase activity; peptide binding; zinc ion binding.